Molecule: messenger RNA, 965 nt
Organism: Durusdinium trenchii
Lineage: Eukaryota; Dinophyceae; Suessiales; Symbiodiniaceae
Source: the annotation of a GenBank genome assembly
CAGGUGGUGUUGCCCGGCGUGUCCAACACGCAAGUGGAGCUCAGACUACUGAAGCCGGAGCCGGGCAAGGCCGUGGGCUUCGAGCUCCUGCGCGUGCGGGACGUGAGUUCCAACGGCACCGGCAUACAGGAAUCUGGAUCGACCUCAAGUAAGCCGACCAAGUUGAAGAAGGACGUGGAUGUCCAGAUUGCUCAGGGCUCAUGCAUCGUCUUCCCCUUGCGGACCAAGGUGAAGACUGAAGAUGGUCAAGCCAGGAUCACCAUCAGGGCCUUGAGCGGGAAGGCGGCGCCGCCGCCCGAUCCUCCCGUGGACGUCGUCACGAAGUCGCCCGAGCCACCGGUUCCGGUGGAGAAACUGGCGCCGGUCGAGAGGGAGGAGGAGACGCCACUGCCGGGGGCCGAUGAGCUGCUGAAGUUGGACGAGAUGAAAUUGGACAAUGGCGACAAGGAGGCCGAAACACCACAGGUUCCCUAUGCACCGAACGAGGACGCUCCGAAACUCCAAGAGGGUGGCAAGGCCGAGAGACGGCUCAGGCGAAGAUGACAGCAUUCAUGUGGCCAAGAAGCAAGCAGCUGCAGAUCUGGCCAGCAAAAUGCAGGAGAAACAGAAGAAAAAAGAAGCAGACGAGAAAGAGGCUGAGUCCAAAGUAACGAAAUCUGAGGAGAAGGACAAAUCAGAUGAUUCUGAUGACAGCGCGGAAAAGACAAAGAAAGCGCAGAAAGAGCCUGAGAAGAAGGCGGGCUCAUCGGAGAGUGAAGAGGAAAAGAAGGAGAAAUCCGUCCCCAAGAAGAAGGCAGGCAGCUCCUCCGAAAGUGAAGACAAGAAAAAGGUCAAGAAGAAGCCCGACAAGGACAAGGGUGACUCCGACAGCGAGGACCGCAAAAAGAAGAAGAAGAACCGUUCAGCCUCCGGCUCUCGCAAGCGCAGCAAGAGCCGGAAGCGCAGCCGCAAGCGCAGCGGCAGCA